GAACUGAGUGAUCGCGCAGGCAACCCGGAAGGAACAGGUCCUCUCAUCUGCCGCUAGCAGGAUCUACGCUAGCCAGGUGAGCACAGGUGAGCAUACCCGGCCCAGUGUACUGUCGGACGUCGGCACGGCAAGAGGCGAGUGUAGAAUACGAAUAGCCCGAAGGGAAUCCGAGAGUGCAUUCAACUCGGGGAAUCGCGCGUAUCGUAAAUCGCGAAUCGCGUGCGACGGGACGCAGCGGCGUCGGCGACGCGUCCGCAAUACCCGCGCGAGGAAAGCCCGAGGAAACAUGCCUGGGAUAUAUCGCUUUGGCGGAUACCCGUUAACGGGAUGUACGAGGGUACCACGUGACUGACGCGCGCACCGGAAGCAGAGGAAGCCAAAAAUGUCGCUGCGAAGGAGAACGUCUACCUUUCCCUCGUCGCCGCCGCUGCAUUCCUGGCUGAUCACGGUGGUUCUGUUGAUCUUUUCCGUCCAAGUUCACCGUGUAACAGGAUGCCAGUUUUAUCCUGUCGGGGAGUAUCUGAAAUUCGUCAGGGUGCCGGAGAAUCUAGAAACAGGAACUGAAAUUCUUUCGUUGGAGGCACAUCCGAGAAAUCGACUCGCCAUUACGGCGGUCGACAAGGAGGAGGACGCCGGUUUCUUCGCUUACAAGGAAACGAACGAGACGCACGUUUCACUGAUUCUGGCACAGUCUCUGGAGGAUCUCGUAGACGCGGAAUCGCCACGGAACCUGCUAAAAUUUCGCGUCUCCUGCGACUCGGGCUCCGGUGACUCGUUGGUGUCAUCGCAUUUGUCGGUGACGGUCUACGUGGAGGACAUAAACGAUCACGCGCCACAAUUUGUCGAUGCGCCUUAUCACGUAACGGUGGACGAGCUUACGCCAGUCGGUGUGACGAUAUUUCGCGGGAUCCACGCGCUGGAUGGCGACAAGCCGAACACGCCGAACAGCGACGUUUAUUACGCCAUCGUGAAGGGGAACGAGCAGGGCAAAUUUUCCCUCGAGUCCGGACACAGAACCGCCCUAAUACUCCGAAAGCCGGUCGACUACGACAGCGGAGAUCGCGAGUUCACCUUGGUUAUUACUGCGACCGAUCGCGGUGUACCCGCCAGGAGUACGAACAGCACCGUCAAGAUAACCGUCGUGGACAACGAUGAUCUCGAUCCGAAAUUCACGCGGGACAUCUACAAGGCGAAAAUUUAUGAGUUUUAUCCCAUGCCGGAGUACCCAAUCUUUAUGGAGAUCAAUUUCACCGAUCCGAUCCACGCGGCUGAUCGCGAUCGGGACAUCAAUGUGCCAGUACGAUACGACAUAAUAUCCGGUAACGAAAGAGGUUUCUUCCAUCUCGAUCCGAAAAACGGCUCGCUGUUUCUAAAACGCGCGAUCGAUCUUGACGCCGAGCGGAGCUUGCCGGGGAAUACGUUUAAUCUCCAGAUUCACGCGUCGCAAGUGGACAAUCCGUUGAAGAUGACCGUCGCACGGGUCGAAGUGGAGAUGAUGGACCUAAAUGACAAUUUGCCACAAUUCGAGGUCGAUUUGUACAACAUUAGCAUCGUGGAGAAUCUACCGAAUGGCUUCAGCGUGCUGCAGGUGAUCGCGCGCGACAAGGAUCAGGGUGAGAACGGGGAGUUUGAUUAUCAGCUGGAGGAUCCAGCGGGCGCCUUUUCCGUGGAUCGGGAAUCCGGUUGGCUCACCGUAAAGGAUCAGACGGUUCUGGACCGUGAGAAACGCGAUCACCUGAAGAUGAAGGUGUACGCUGUAGAGCACAGACCGAGCGUCGUCGUAACGAGCGAAGCUGGCUCGAAAGGAUCUUCCGUAGACGUCGAGAUUACCCUUCUCGACGCCAACGAUAACAAUCCCAUCUUCGUGCCCGGCAAUCUUUACGAGCUGGUGGCGAGAAGCGACGUGAAGGUCGGCACCGUGUUGGGUCAGGUGCACGCGGUGGACGACGACCUGGGUCCCAACGGAUUGGUUCGCUAUCGACUGCAGAAACCUGGCAACUCCACGCUUCGGAAACCGCCGUUCGCGGUGGAUGAGAGCACGGGUCUGAUCACGGUGUCGGAGAGCCCGAUACUCGAGGGUAGACACGCGAUUUUCGUGGAAGCGGCUGAUCAGCCGGCGAAUCCCAGCGAGAGAAGAUUUUCUUUAGCGGUUGUCACGGUGGACGUCUUUCGUGCGGAUGGUCCAAAUUCGUGGAAACCAGAUUUCGUCGGUGCACCCUACGAGUUCUGGGUCGGUGCGAAUGUACCUGUGGGUACUAGCGUCGGGCAGAUUCGUCUGAAUGACGCCGUCAAAACUAAUGACCUUAUCUACGACCUUCUGCACGGUUACGAGGAAGGAGUUCCAUUUGCCGUGGAGGAGCGCUCGGGUACAAUAACGGUCGUGGAGGAGAUCGAGCGCUUCGACCAUUCCAUAUACGACUUCGAGGCGGUCGUCAGCGACGAGAGGGAACUGACGCUGAUCACGAACGUUUCAAUCCACGUGGUAGAUCCAAAUGACAACAGGGGUAUCCUUACGAAGGGAACGACCACCGCUCCUCUGGCUUUCCAUGUAAAGGAGAAUAUUCCCGGCGCAUUGAUCGGCCAAGUGCUUCCGCAGAAUGGCACAACGGCGGCUAUGUCCGGCACUCAGUUCCUUAUCGUCAAUCAGCAGGACGUGCCCGAUAUCGCCAUUAUGGAGAACGGUUCUCUUUACGCUCCUCAAGGUUUGGAUCGCGAGAUAAGAGAGAACUACAGCAUCACCGUGAUAGCCGAGAGUUUACGCGGCGUGGGCGUGUUUCAGGUGCGAAUCGUCGUGGACGACGAAAACGAUCACGCGCCGGAAUUCACGUUGCCCGCUUACGAAGGCCGGAUUAUGGAGAACAGUCCUGCGGGAACCGAAGUUACUCUGACAAAUCCGAUUGCGGCGAGCGAUAAAGACGAAGGCGAAAAUCGGGACUUCACGUUUGCGCUGCAGGGCGACGAUAGCGGUCUGUUCACGAUCGAUUCAAUAACGGGUCGAGUGUACUUUGAAGGUAUCGACGAGCCUCUGGACCGCGAGACAAGGUCGAGCUACGAAUUUCAAGUUAUCGCCACUGAUAGCGGCGGACUGAAGUCGGAAAGUUCUCUGAAGAUAACGGUGCUCGACGCGAACGACAAUCCUCCGAAGUUCAUUCGGAUGAUAGUCCUGCCGGAUCAGGGAGUGCGAGUAUCAAAUAAUCCGAGUGAGGAUACAUCUGCUGAGAUAGAGGAUGAAGGAAAUCAAUCCGACAACCCGGUGGGCGGCGGGCGGCGCUCGCCGUUGCUGCUGGUGCCGGAAAACACGACGAUCGGCGUGCCGAUAAUACGUCUGCUGGCGGACGACAAGGACGAGGGCGUGAAUGCGGCAAUAACGUACAGUCUAGGGAACGAGACGACUUCCAGCGGGGUUCGAUCGCGCCGUUACGAUGCCACCAGUCGUCGUUAUUUCCACCUCGACCCGCGCACGGCUGAAAUAUCCGUGGCCCGGGGCUUACCGCCGGAAAAGGACAUUCGGCUGUUCAUCCUGGCGAGGGACCCCGACGGUCUCGCGGACAACAUCACCGUCAGGAUCCAUGUGACGGACGUGAACGACCACGCGCCCGUCUUUGACAAGUCCUGGUACACCUUUGAUGUGGCCGAGGGCAGUUACACCGAUUAUGCUGUCGGUACGGUGCAGGCGCUCGACGCCGAUUUCGGUGAGAACGCCAAUCUCAGCUACGAGCUGAUAACUAGCCACGAGGACUCGAAACGAGCCGGCAACGCCUCGCGAUCAUUCGACGUGGACUCCUACGAGGGAAUUAUACGCGUGAGCGGGACUCUCGAUCGAGAGAGAGCUACGACCCAUCGUCUCCUCGUGAUCGCUCACGAUCAAGGCUCGCCGAGUCUGAGCUCCUCCGUGGAGGUAGAGAUAAAUGUAUUGGAUGUGAACGACAACGCACCGACGUUCCACGGCUACGAUGAGCUAGAGGACGAUCGGUUGCCGGUCUACCGGGUCUCCGUCCUGGAGAACAGUCCGAUCGGCACGCAGAUCGUCAAGAUAUACGCGAACGACAGCGAUUUCGCUGGUAACGGGAACGGACUGAUCCUGUUCGAUCUGAAUUAUCAGAACGGCGCGGAGAAACAGUAUUUCGCGGUGGACAGCAAGGAGGGCGUCAUCACGACUAUCGCCAAACUCGAUUACGAGACCAAAAGUAAUCAUCGUUUGAUCGUCACGGCGAGCGAUCUCGGCUCGCCGGUAAGUUUGACCUCCUCGGCUGUGAUUCUCGUUACGGUGUUGAACGUCGACGAUGACGACGAGGAGGCGGACAACGAGGUGCAUAAGAUGCCAACCUUCCGGCAUCGAUAUUACGAGAUAGAAGUUGACGAGAACGCUUCCGUGCCGUUGUUGAUUGCGCAACUCGAUCUCACCGAUGGUCACCAUACGGAUCACAUAAGGUACAGCGUUGUGGCUGAUGGUUCCGACAGUAGGGAGCAUUUUUCCGUCGAUCCUAAAAACGGUUCUCUCUACCUGAUGACGGAGAUCGAUCGGGAGACCAGAGAUCGGUACGAGGUGAAGGUCAGAGUCGAUCGACUGAAGCUCGGCCGUGGCAUGCCGGUUAUGAUCUAUCCAGUCGUCGGUGAGAGGCUGAAUGGACUGGCACCUAACGAAGCCAAAGUGGUCGUCAGAGUGAAGGACGUGAAUGACAACGCGCCCAGAUUCAAGACAAAGGACAGGCCCAUCCUCGCCGCUAUACCCACCACUGCUCAUUACGGUUACGAGGUCGUCAAAGUGGAGGCCGAGGAUCCGGAUUUGGGGAUAAAUGGUGAAAUACGCUAUCAAAUUCUUGGCCGGGAGGACGCCCCGCGUUUCGCCAUUGACCCACUUAGCGGUCAAGUGCGAUCGGUGGCGAGUUUUGGCCGCGACGCCGGUCGCGUCUUCGGCUUCGACGUCAAGGCCACUGACAGACAGGGCGCCGAGAACGGGCGCAGCAGCAUCGCCAACGUCUUCGUGUACGUGUUGGACGAUCAGAAACAAGUCGUCAUGAUCAUGGGUCGGAAGCCCAUCGAGAUCGAGCCGGAGCUCGAGAACAUUACUAUCGCGUUGCAGAAUGUCACCGGCUUAGACGUGCGAGUGAGAAAGCUGGAACCUCACAUCGAAAAGAACUUGAUCGACGGUGCCUCUACCGAUAUUUAUUUAUACGCGAUCGACCCACAUUUGAAUGUUAUAAUAGACAUGGAAACUUUGCACAGUGUUUUUAAUAACAAGAAGGCGGAUAUAAAACGCGAACUGGAGGAAUAUCACGUACUGGAAAUUGCUGGGAACGCCCCACGUAAAAGUAGUCAACGUUACUUGUUGUCCACCCUCGAAGUGGGCGUUGUGGUGCUCGGCUGUGUCGUCUUCGUGGGCGCCCUUGUGACUGCCCUGUGUGUUACCUGUGUUCGUCGCAAUAAACGUCGUAGACGACGAGACAAGGCCAUGUUCUCGACAGUCGGCCCGGUCGGAUUUGCUUUGACGGACCCUGCCGGCACUCUGCAAAAGCCACCACUCUUUCCCACUUUCGUCGAUGGUCUCCAUUACGAUCCUGAACCCUUCUGCUCGGAGAUGUCCAGGAGGCAGAGCAUGUGCGAGCACGGCAAUUGCGUCCGCUUUCACACGAUGGGCGGAGGCGGAAAACACGCGGUGAGGUCGACGGGUACCUUGAAAGGUCUCGAGGCAUCCGCGACAUCCCUGCAUUCCAGUGGUCAGGACUCUGGUAUCGUGGCGCGCACCUCUUGUCAUUGCAGUCACUCAUCCAGUCCUUCCAGUGGCGAGAGUAGCAACGGGUACGAAGAUUCGCUCAAGUCUCUUCAGCGUCGCGAGAGGUGCAAUGACGUCUCGCGUGGCAGCCAUGACACCUCCAGUGUGGUCGGCAGACGUGCAAAUCUGGCGGCGAAACGGCGACAGCGGUUCCACUCCUUCUCGAACGUCGAAUCCGUUUACGCUCACGAGAUGGCCAUGCAGCGAGAACAGCAGCAGCAGCAGCAGCAGCAGCAGCACUGCUGCAUCGGCACCGAGAAGAGACGGAAAGCGGAGCAUCGCCGUUCUCAUUCCGAGGCGGAAAAUAAUAUCACCGAGACGGUGAUACACGAACAUCCGGGCACCGAGAUAUCGUUAGCGAGCUCCCUGCCAAACACAUCGACUAUUCAUGGUACUAUAUCAAGAACCAGCCACAUGCUCUACUAACGGUGUCGAUUUAUAAAAAGAGGAGGAAUUUUUAAGGAGCAACGGGAUCACAACGGCUGCAAAUAUUAUAAUAUUAUAUAUAUAAUUAUAUAUAUAAAAUAUAUAUAAAAAUAAAUAACCAACAAAUAUAAUUAUAUAUAAUUUAUAUAUAAUUUCCUUUUUGUAUAAUUUUCUUUUACAAAUUCACGUAUAAAUUAUUGUUUGUAAUUUUGCUCACACGGCGUGUCAUCUCGUUGCCAAAGAGACUUGUACGUCGUCGAAUCAGAAAAUCACUCAUUUCUGUAAAUACACGGCACCGUCCUCGGUAUUCGAUCUUCUUUUCGAGAUAGAUUAAAUAAUGGCGCGGCGGCAGUUAUUAUUAAGGUUAUUUAUCACACUAAUAUUAUAAUGUGAGAUGUACGCGUUUAUGUAUAAUAUUAAUAUAUUGUAUAAUUAUAAUUAUUGUAUAACUAUAAUUUGUUGUAGAUCAUGUACAGAUACAUUUUGCGAAUAAGUCUAUUUUGAUAUUAGCUGACUUAUUUAAUAUAUGCGUAAUAUGUACGUUUUGUGUAAAAUGUAACAAAGUGUAACAUACUUGUAAUUUAUA
Pogonomyrmex barbatus (red harvester ant) is the source of this 6785-nucleotide messenger RNA. RefSeq names its product cadherin 89D (gene Cad89D). The record is from RefSeq and is a predicted model, not a curated record. Gene Ontology annotation, biological process: homophilic cell-cell adhesion. Gene Ontology annotation, molecular function: calcium ion binding. Gene Ontology annotation, cellular component: plasma membrane. Lineage: Eukaryota; Metazoa; Arthropoda; Insecta; Hymenoptera; Formicidae.